This is a messenger RNA of Gossypium raimondii (Peruvian cotton), 1704 nucleotides long. RefSeq lists its product as uncharacterized. The record is from RefSeq and is a predicted model, not a curated record. The transcript has 4 exons. Bases 1 to 1704 code for a protein of 567 amino acids. Lineage: Eukaryota; Viridiplantae; Streptophyta; Magnoliopsida; Malvales; Malvaceae.
AUGGAUGCCGAACUCAAUGAAAGAAUGGAAAGGAUGGAAAGAACCCAAAGAGAGUUGCAGGAGCAACUGGCCAAGUUGCAGCAAGAGGCGAGAGAUUUGAUGGUGAGAUCUCGAGAGGAAUCGCUCGAGCAAAGGGAUCAAAUGGCCAAAAUGAUGGAAAUGAUGACGGCCUUGGUCAAAGGAAAGGGACCUAUGCAGGGCCCUGAUGUCGUAGAACCGCCUCAGUCAAGAGCUAAUCAAGAUCCACUUUAUCCUCCGGGAUUCACUCCACCUCAUAUCCACGCAAUGCAAAGAGGAUACCCCCAAAGGGAACCUACAGUCCUGGAACAACCUCCUGUUCCAUCUACUCAUCUAGGGCAAGGAAUGUUUGUAUCGAACCCUGGGGCUAAUCCCUCAGAUCCAAUUGUUCCAGACUUAGAUGAUCUUGUAGAAGUAGCAAGGCUGAGAUUUGAUGACAAUAAUGCUCAGGAUAAGUAUAGAAUUUUGGAAGAGAGGAUCAAGGCAGUAGAAGGUGCUGAAGUUUUCUCUGCUUUGAGUGCCAAAGAGCUCAGUUUGGUACCUGAUCUGGUUCUACCCCCAAAAUUCAAGGAGCCAGAUUUUGAGAAGUAUGAUGGAACAAGAAGUCCAAAGGCGCAUCUUAUCAUGUUUAGCCGAAAGAUGACUGGCUAUGUGAACGAUGAUAAAUUGCUGCUUAGUAGAGAGAGAAUUCGAUCAUGGAAAGAUUUGGCGUCAGCUUUCUGUGAGCAAUAUAGCCAUGUAUCGAAUAUGGUGCCUGAUCGAUUAACUUUACAAAUGAUGGAAAAGAAGCCUAUAGAGACUUUUAGGCAGUAUGUACAAAGAUGGAGGGAUAUCUCGGCUCAGUUGGUGGGGAGUGCCACAAAAGACUUUGCGGAUAUUGUAAUAUUCGGGGAGCUUAUUGAAAAUGUCGUCAAGAGUGGGAGAAUGGAAGGCCCCGAGAGUUCGAAGAGGGCAGUACCCGCAAAGAAAAAGGAGGCAGAGGCCCAAAUGGUCGGAACCGAAAGUCAAUGUACCCCCAAUCCGUAUCCCGCCCAAUCACGACCUCAUUAUCGCCCACCUUCAAACUUCUACUUUCCUCCUCAAGGUCCUUACUAUCAAGCACCUCCGUCUUACCCCGUUUAUGCUAUGAAUAACCAAAGACCAUUCACCGUGUUCCCACCAAACACCAUGCCUACACAAAGCCAACCCAAAAAUGAACAAAGACCAACAAGACCCAAUCCUGAAAGACCUCAGUUUACUCCAAUUCCUGGGCAUUCUACAGAAAACUGCAUUGUCUUUAAAAGAAGGGUUCAAGGUCUUAUUUAUGCUGGUAUUCUACGAUUCGAUGGUGUUAGCAAUGUGACGGGAAAUCCUCUUCCUAACCGUACUGGCGGGAAUGUGAAUGCAGUGACAAAUGAUGACAAUUGGCAAGCCAAAGGUUAUGUUGCCGAAGUAAGGACACCUUUGCGGAAGGUGUGGGAGAUGAUGAUUGAAAAUGGCUUGCUCUGCCCGCCUAGUAGGAUUCUCAAAGAAGAAAGUACAAAAGAUCAGAAUUUCUGUGAUUUUCAUGGCGUCGAAGGGCAUGACAUCCAAUCUUGUAAGGAAUUUAGAAAAUUACUUCAGGACAUGAUGGAUAACAAGGAGGUCAAAGUCUUUGAUAGUGUGGAAGGGGCCGAGGAAGGAGAAAUAUGUGUCUCUGAUAAUUAA